AUGGGGCCUCCCGGGAACCGGGACGAAGUCUACGAGGACGACAGUGCCGAGGAGAGUGAGGAUGAGCCAGGCCGUUCGGAAGAGGAGUAUGUUCCGCAGGACUCAAGCGAUGACGAUGAUUGGAGCAACGAUUCCGACGCCGAUUCCGAUGAUCCAUAUGAUAUGACCGAUGAUUUAGACGCGAGGAACGAGGCCGAUAUUGAGCCGGCCACAAAAGGCCAGUGGAGCUACGCGGAAAGAUGGGGGUAA
This is a messenger RNA of Didymosphaeria variabile, 249 nucleotides long. RefSeq lists its product as uncharacterized. NCBI's taxonomy places the organism in Eukaryota, Fungi, Ascomycota, Dothideomycetes, Pleosporales, Didymosphaeriaceae. The transcript has 2 exons. The record is from RefSeq and is a predicted model, not a curated record. Bases 1 to 249 code for a protein of 82 amino acids.